Oreochromis niloticus (Nile tilapia) is the source of this 835-nucleotide messenger RNA. It is a transcript of the gene chmp5a, whose product is annotated as charged multivesicular body protein 5a. Bases 118 to 780 code for a protein of 220 amino acids. The record is from RefSeq and is a predicted model, not a curated record. The transcript has 8 exons. Lineage: Eukaryota; Metazoa; Chordata; Actinopteri; Cichliformes; Cichlidae. Gene Ontology annotation, biological process: late endosome to vacuole transport via multivesicular body sorting pathway; vesicle budding from membrane. Gene Ontology annotation, cellular component: multivesicular body.
CCAAUGGAAAUCUUUUGCGUCUGAACCGUUGCUUCCGGGUGUCUUCAAUGAAGAAAUCUCUUUGCAUUUGAUGCUUUUUGUAUUUUCUAAGGUAAGCUAAAGGGUGAGGUUUAGAAAAUGAACAGAAUAUUCGGACGAGGAAAACCCAAAGCGCCUCCUCCGAACCUGUCGGACUGUAUCGGCACUGUGGAUGCGAGGGCUGAGUCCAUUGAAAAGAAAAUUGGCAGGCUAGAUGCGGAACUCUUGAAGUACAAGGAUCAGCUGAAAAAGAUGAGAGAUGGGCCCUCAAAGAACAUGGUGAAACAGAAGGCAAUGAGAGUCCUGAAGCAGAAGAGAAUGUAUGAAGGUCAAAGGGAGCAGCUGGCUCAACAAUCCUUUAACAUGGAGCAGGCAAACUACACGAUCCAGACAUUAAAGGAUACCAAAACAACAGUGGAGGCCAUGAAGAUUGGUGCCAAGGAAAUGAAAAAGGCUUACAAGGACGUCAGACUUGAUCAGAUUGAUGAUUUACAGGACCAGCUGGAGGACAUGAUGGAUGAAGCCAAUGAGGUACAAGAAGCCCUGAGCCGCAGCUAUGGCACUCCAGACAUCGAUGAGGAGGAUCUUGAAGCAGAGCUGGAUGCACUGGGUGAUGAGCUGCUGCUGGAUGAUGACACCUCCUACCUGGAUGAGGCCUCAGCUGCCCCGUCUAUCCCUGAGGGAAUCCCCAGUGACAGCAAGACAAAUAAGGAUGGUGUGCUCGUGGAUGAGUUCGGCCUCCCUCAGAUUCCUGCCACAUAAACAAGAAGUAAAUAAAAACAGCUGCACUCGAACUGAAAACACUUUUAUAUGUAGA